UGGGUGUUUGUGAUAAUCACCUAUCAAUGUAAUUCCACUGGCUUAGCUUUCUCUUUAGCUGGUAAACAAUCCGAAUGGAGAUAUAUCUCUUGCAAUCCCCCUAUCCUUGAUCUACACUUUUUCAAGGGAAAAAUAUAUACGAUACACACCAUGAGUCAGUUAUAUGAAUUCAGGCUUAAUCCAGUUCCUACCUUUAUCCCACAAAAAAUGAAGAAUUUCUCGCUGUUACACGUCAGAUAUAGGAACUUUAUAAGUUCAGGUGAAAAACUUUAUGUGAUGACUAAAGUAAAUAAUGAUUUUGAUACUCUUGAAGUUGAUUUUGAUGAAAUGAGAUGGGUGAAUUCGGAAAAGACAAUAGCAGAAUAUAAACUUUUUGUAAGUGACUUGAAGUGUGAUGCUGCUAUUAGGCCCGAUCCAUGGGCCCACCCUUGGACACAGUACGGGAGGAUUAAUCACGCUGAUUAUGGCAAUCAAAGUAAGGAGAAGGGCAAAUGUUUGACUACAUACAUGUGGUACUUCCCCCAUGAUUGCUUGAUUGAUAACAACGCUGAUACGGUGAAUGGUGCUUUGCUGAAUAUUCUUGACGAGUAGAGCAAGAAAGUGGGUAAUUCUUCAUCUGGUAGUUCAAGUAAAUGCAUGCGAAGAUGAAAAGAACAGUAAACAUAUUAGUUGUAAUGUGGGAAACUAGUUGAACUUGAAAGUUGUAAUUGCCUAAUUGUGAG
Helianthus annuus (common sunflower) is the source of this 722-nucleotide messenger RNA. RefSeq lists its product as uncharacterized. Bases 151 to 591 code for a protein of 146 amino acids. Lineage: Eukaryota; Viridiplantae; Streptophyta; Magnoliopsida; Asterales; Asteraceae. The transcript is spliced from 2 exons. The record is from RefSeq and is a predicted model, not a curated record.